AUGAUGCUCAAAUUCUUUGUUUUGUGUGCCUUUGCGGCACAACGGGCCUUUUUUGUGGGAGCUGAGCCUCAGCUUUUGCGAAGAUCAAUCUCGAUAUCCAACUCUACAAGUAGCGCAGUUUCGACAUCUUCACACAGCUCUGUAUCAUCUAGCUUCCCAUCUACCUUACCAUCGGCUUCGAUAGCCAGUGUGUUGGAGUCUAGCGUAUCCGUUUCCACAGGCUCGUCUAGUCUUUCAAUUCCGACGGCAUCAUCAGGUUCCGCAAGUUCAACCGAACUAAACACAUCAAUUUCCUCCAUUUCUAAGCUUUCAACGACAUCAUCCAGCUCCUCGACGGUAUCCAGCUCCUCGACGGUAUCCAGCUCCUUGACAACAUCCAGUUUCUCGACAAUAUCCAGUUCAGCCUCCCGGACGGAGAGCUCAACGAAUUCAUCCACCGCAUCCAGCACUUCUUCCGACAGCCCGGUCUGCACUGGGUGUGUGCUCCAGGCCGAUUAUCUUUGGACUCUCACCUAUCCGGAUGCCCCCCUCAGCGUCGAAUCCUAUCUGGCUGGGACGAUUACGACGGUUGAGAGCACAGGAACCGACGACUUAGUAACUACGAUUUUGCUCACCAACUUCGACCCCGGAGCAACUCCAAGCCUGCCUGCAAAUCAGACUGAUGUUCAUCUCACACUGACAUGGACUUGGGAUAAAGCUCCCGAUGUGGCCUUGACGGCCCCGAGCACUUACAUAGCAUAUUACGACAUCAUGGGAGGACUUGAUGUAGGACCAAUAACAGCUCCGCCAGAACCAACGGAGACCGAAUUAAUAUCUUGGAAAAGGCACAAGAAAGAGGAGAAACCUGAGGAUACAUGUACACAAGACGUCCAACCCUUGAAUCUCUUCCCGCCAGAGCAGGGCCAGCCUUUCAUUUAUCCAAUCACAGACGUCUCUCAUGAAGACGUGCCCGUUAUUCUACCACAACCCCUUAUCGCCUAUCUUGCGCAGGUUCCUGCGAUCAUGAGCGCCUUCAACGGCUCCGAUAUAGCUACAUGUACUCUGGAGACUACGGUUAAGGGAGGCCCUAUCACAACGCCUCUUCCCCCACCCCCACCUCCUGAGUCAACUAAGUCGGAAGCCUUUCUUACCAUAGGAGAGCCUUCUCCAACGUCCACAAAGACUCUUGUGACACCUUCAUUCGCUACAGCACCCUCGGUCAUUCAUAUAAGUGCUUCUGAUAUCAGAUCUAAACCAAUGGAGGAGACUGGCCCUGCGAUAAACUCUCCGGUGCUAAAACCUUCGGGAACCCCGAACCCUCCUGGACCUGUCGUGUCAGUCGAGAAUCACAUAUCAGCUGGACCGGGCAAUCCCAAGCCAGCAAGCACCCCGGGCGUUGGAGAGAUAAUUGCAUCGCUGAUACACAACAACCCGUCCAUCUUCAACAACCUACCUCCAAAAACUCAAGAAAAUCGACCGCCUGGUCAUACUGAAGGGGUGAAUCGUCCAGUCAUCACUCCUCCCGUCAAUAACCCUCCUCAAUCCGUAGCAGUUGGGAAUACCGUCGUUCCUGUUGCACCUGCCCCGGUAUCUGGUGGAGGAGUGAUUGUCGGCGGCCAAACUCUCACCCCAGGCCAAGCCACAACUCUGAAUGGCGUGGUCAUCUCUGUUCCUCCCGGAGGCUCUAGUGUGGUGGUUGGAGGUAGCACUAUCGCGGUCAAUCCUGCAAACCCAACCCCUCCGCCAGUACUUACCGUGGGCGGCACAGUCAUCACAGCAAAUCCUAGUGGACAAUUCGUACUAGGCACACAAACUCUUCAGCCAGGUGGUCCAAUUCUAACAGUAGACGGCACCACUUUCAGCCUUGGUCCAUCUGGUACGGUAGCCGUCGUUAAUGGCGUUACGCAAACACUCAACGCCCCUCAUCCAACACUCACGAUUGGUGGCACUGUUAUCACGGCAAAUCCAAGCGGAGAAUUCGUGAUAGGAACCCAGACGCUCAAGCCCGGUGGCCCAGUUUUAACGAUAGACGGCACUACUUUCAGCCUGGGACCUUCGGGCACUGUAGCAGUCGUCAAUGGUGUCACCCAAACCCUGAACGGGAGCCCGCUAAUCACUGCGCCACCAAUCCUCGUUGUCGAUGGGCACACCAUUUCUGCAACCGUAGUGGACGGCACGACCCAGUUCGUUCUUGCGCCGGGUCAGACACUGACACCAGGAGGGGUACUCACAGUUUCCGGAACCACCUUCAGCCUCCCCGCAGGCGCCACGCCUGCUGUCGUGGUGAUCAACGGCGUUACAUCCACCCUGGACAACGCCAUCAUUACCGCAGCACCGUUGCUGACGCUCAACGGUCAAGUCGUUUCCGCCACAGUGGUGGAUGGCACAACGCAGUACGUCUUAGGUCCUGGAACGACGCUCAUCCCAGGCGGUCCGGCUGUCACGGUAUCUGGAACGACAUACAGUCUACCAGCAGGUGCGAGCCUCUUGGUGAUAAAUGGCCAUACCAGUACCGUUGUUCCCGCGAGUGUGAGCGCGACUACUACCGCGGACUCGAAACUAUCUAGUACACGUUCGGGGUCGUCCGGCAGCAUAAGAACGAGCUCAAGCAAGAGUAGUAGCGAGAGUGGCACAAGCACCUCAAACCUCCGAGAUCCAGGCAAUUUCAUCGCGAGCGGGAUUGGAAUUUCGUCGAAACCUAGCCAGGCGCCUGCUGGAAGGGCGGCCGGGUUCGAGGCGAUGGUAGAGGCGGUGUUGAUGGGAGCUGCCGGGUGGGCCGUUGUGUUGCUAUGA
This is a messenger RNA of Mytilinidion resinicola, 2772 nucleotides long. RefSeq lists its product as uncharacterized. The coding region runs from base 1 to 2772 and encodes 923 amino acids. Lineage: Eukaryota; Fungi; Ascomycota; Dothideomycetes; Mytilinidiales; Mytilinidiaceae. The record is from RefSeq and is a predicted model, not a curated record. The transcript is spliced from 3 exons.